Messenger RNA from Nomascus leucogenys (northern white-cheeked gibbon), 1651 nucleotides. It is a transcript of the gene MAD2L1, whose product is annotated as mitotic arrest deficient 2 like 1. Lineage: Eukaryota; Metazoa; Chordata; Mammalia; Primates; Hylobatidae. The record is from RefSeq and is a predicted model, not a curated record. Gene Ontology annotation, biological process: mitotic spindle assembly checkpoint signaling. Gene Ontology annotation, cellular component: kinetochore; nucleoplasm; cytoplasm.
GGAAUUGUCAUCUUCUUCCCUCGGCCCCAACUAGUAGACCACGACCAGAAGACAUAGCCUAACCUACACCUACCGUAGUGUCACACCCGGCACAGCGCGACCAGGUCCACCAACUGCGCCUGCGCGAACCGGCCGCUCCCGCCAGAUCACAGGAAGGCUGAGAGAAAGGGCAGGACCCCGCAGCGUGGGGCUGGGCUUAAAGGCUCGUCGCGCCUGCGCAAAGGACCCGACGACGUGCUGCGUCGUUACUUUUGAAACGCUUGGCGGGGAAGUGCUGUUGGAGCCGCUGUGGUUGCUGUCCGCGGAGUGGAAGCGCGUGCCUUUGUUUGUGUCGCUGGCCAUGGCGCUGCAGCUCUCCCGGGAGCAGGGAAUCACCCUACGCGGGAGCGCCGAAAUCGUGGCCGAGUUCUUCUCAUUCGGCAUCAACAGCAUUUUAUAUCAGCGUGGCAUAUAUCCAUCUGAAACUUUUACUCGAGUGCAGAAAUACGGACUCACCUUGCUUGUAACUACUGAUCUUGAGCUCAUAAAAUACCUGAAUAAUGUGGUGGAACAACUAAAAGAUUGGUUAUACAAGUGUUCAGUUCAGAAACUGGUUGUAGUUAUCUCAAAUGUUGAAAGUGGUGAGGUCCUGGAAAGAUGGCAGUUUGAUAUUGAGUGUGACAAGACUGCAAAAGAUGACAGUGCACCCAGGGAGAAGUCUCAGAAAGCUAUCCAGGAUGAAAUCCGUUCAGUGAUCAGACAGAUCACAGCUACAGUGACAUUUCUGCCACUGUUGGAAGUUUCUUGUUCAUUUGAUCUGCUGAUUUAUACAGACAAAGAUUUGGUUGUACCUGAAAAAUGGGAAGAGUCGGGACCACAGUUUAUUACCAAUUCUGAGGAAGUCCGCCUUCGUUCAUUUACUACUACAAUCCACAAAGUAAAUAGCAUGGUGGCUUACAAAAUUCCUGUCAAUGACUGAGGAUGACAUGAGGAAAAUAAUGUAAUUGUAAGUUUAAAAUGUGGUUUUCCUGAAAUCAAGUCAUCUAUAGUUGAUAUGUUUUAUUUCAUUGGUUAAUUUUUACAUGGAGAAAACCAAAAUGAUACUUACUGAACUAUGUGUAAUUGUUCCUUUAUUUUUUGGUACCUAUUUGACUUACCAUGAAGUUAACAUCAUGAAUUUAUUGCACAUUGUUCAAAAGGAACCAGGAGUUUUUUGUCAUCAUUGUGAUGUAUAUUCCUUUGAAGAUAGUAACUGUAGAUGGAAAAACUUGUGCUAUAAAGCUAGAUGCUUUCCUAAAUCAGAUGUUUUGGUCAAGUAGCUUGACUCAGUAUAGGUAGGGAGAUAUUUAAGUAUAAAAUACAACAAAGGAAGUCUAAAUAUUCAGAAUCUUUGUUAAGGUCCUGAAAGUAACUCAUAAUCUAUAAACAAUGAAAUAUUGCUGUAUAGCUCCUUUUGACCUUCAUUUCAUGUAUAGUUUUCCCUAUUGAAUCAGUUUCCAAUUAUUUGACUUUAAUUUAUGUAACUUGAACCUAUGAAGCAAUGGAUAUUUGUACUGUUUAAUGUUCUGUGAUACAGAACUCUUAAAAAAGGUUUUUUUGUGUGUUUUAUAAAAUCAAGUUUUAAGUGAAAGUGAGGAAAUAAAGUUAAGUUUGUUUUAAAUUUGUCUUAAAA